AUGGAUUAGCAAGUAAGUUUUGACGGAUCUUUAAAUGCGGCUUUUGAUUUCCAAAGAUCAAUUAAAUUAAUUAAUAGCAAUCUUAGACUUAUUUUUGACAACUUUACCAAGCUUAAAAGUAUGGAUUAUAUUACAAAAUUCACAGAAUCUUCUCUAUAUUAGUAGCUUUAUAGCAACAAGAUCUAUGUUGGCUUAGCUGCUCUAGCCCUCUUCAUUGGCAAAAGGACUUUAACACCCUAUUUAGCAUUAAGGAAAGAUUAUCUUAGUAAAUCAUAACUAAAUGCCAUCAAGCAAUAAUUCUAUUAAAAGAGAGAUAAAUAAAUUGAUUUAGCCAAGAAAUUGAUUAAAAAUGUAUCUCAAGAAAAGUAAGAGCAAAUAAUAUCUGUUUCUGCAGUUCAGCUUGCUAAAGAUAUAAAGGAUGGCAAAUUUACAUGCGAAGAAGUUUUUAUAACUUAUGCCUAUAGAGCAUCAACCAUCGGAGUUGAACAUAAUCUUAUUUGUGAUAUUGAUGUAGAAACUAACUUGAGUUUGGCCUAACAAAAAGAUGAGAUCUUUAGAUCUACUUAGGAUAAAUCAUCUCUACCUGUGUUCUUUGGUGUACCAAUCACUGUAAAGGAGCAUUUAAAAACAAAAGGCCUACUUUCCUCUUGUGGAUAUGUUUAAUUUGCAUAAAGACCUGUUGAGAAUGUAGAUUGCGCCUUUGUCCAACUGCUAAGAGAAUAAGGUGCUAUCCCAUUCGCCAAUACAAAUGUUCCUCAAGGUCUUUUUGCUAUUGAGUCUAAUAACAAUCUCUAUGGACACUCUUUGAACCCCUUUAAUAAAAAUCUGACUGUAGGGGGCUCAUCAGGAGGAGAAGGUGGAGCUUAAGCUACUCGCAUUUCAGCCUUUGGUAUUGGUAGCGAUUCUCUUGGGUCUGCAAGAAUACCUGCUGCUUUCUGUGGUGUACAUUCUUUUAAAGGAACAGGCAAAAGAAUAAGUUUAAAAGGAAGAUUGGGUUUGACAGGAACAGAAUUAGGGGGCUUUAAAGAUAUACAAACUAGUAUUGGACCAAUGUCUUAAUUUGUAGAAGAUAUAAUCGAAAUCGAAAAAAUAGUUUUGGGCAAUUUUAAUAAAAUUGAUGAUGAUUCUCCUCCAUUGUUUUGGAAUGAAAAGCUCUUUGAAGAAACUAGUUUGCAAAAUGUGAAAAUUGGAGUAAUUAGAAGAUUGAAUAGCGUCCCAAAUGUUGCAGCUAUAGAUAACGCGCUAAAUGAGACUAUUGAAAAACUAAAAUCUUUAGGCUGUUAAAUUCAUGAAAUGGAAGGUCUUCCUAUCGAUGAAAUGUCUAUUUAGAUACAAAAGCUUCUUGCUACCCCUGGUGUAUAGCUGAUUAUAUUUAAGAUGCUUAGAGGUGAUGAGCCAUUAGAUAUUCAUAAACUAUUCCUCAAUAUAAAAUUUACACCACAAAUGAUUAACGACUUGAAGAUUAAAUUGUUAGAAUUGAAAGGGCUUUAUAGGGAGGCUCAGUUUAUUAAAUUAGCAAAGACAAACGACUUUAUUACUCAUGCUACCGAAUAGAUAAAAUUAGAGGCAUACAAAAAACAAAUGCAACAAUAUAUAAGAGACAAUAAAAUUGAUAUAAUUAUCAGUCCUGUAACUCCAUUUACAGCAAUACCCCACAAUUCAGGAGGAGAUUUACUGCAAUUCUUAGGAUUAGCUGGAAUUCCAAACAUUCUAGAUUAACCAUCAGGUGUCAUCCCAAUCAGAAAUGUUACUGCAGAAGAAGCUGAUCCUGUUAAAUACAAAGAUUAAUAUUAAGAUAAAUAUACUCAAAUUAUUCGCUAGAGUAUUUAGCAAAGCACUGGCAUUCCUGUUGGUUUACAAGUAUCAGCAAAUACAUGGAAAGAUGAAGUAUGUUUGAAAAUUAUGAAGGAGAUUAGUUAAUUAUUCAAAUAUAAUUGUAAUCUAAGCGGGUGA
Tetrahymena thermophila SB210 is the source of this 1953-nucleotide messenger RNA. RefSeq names its product amidase. The record is from RefSeq and is a predicted model, not a curated record. The transcript has 3 exons. Gene Ontology annotation, molecular function: amidase activity; fatty acid amide hydrolase activity. NCBI's taxonomy places the organism in Eukaryota, Ciliophora, Oligohymenophorea, Hymenostomatida, Tetrahymenidae. Gene Ontology annotation, biological process: fatty acid catabolic process.